Molecule: messenger RNA, 1504 nt
Organism: Marasmius oreades (fairy-ring Marasmius)
Lineage: Eukaryota; Fungi; Basidiomycota; Agaricomycetes; Agaricales; Marasmiaceae
Exons: 9
Coding region: 95-1441 (448 amino acids)
Source: RefSeq, a predicted model, not a curated record
GUGACACUCAUGAGGUUCGUGUUCUACUUGCAUUUACAAAGCCUCGACGUUGCAACAGAUCUUCGCGCUUUGUCGACUUCUCCAGGUACACGGCAUGGAAAAAUUAUCCGAGGAACACGCGAAACUUCUUCUCAACAAGGAAUGGCUGGCUAAAACUGGAACCGUAAACUCUACUUCGAAGCCAUAUCUCUUCAAAUUCUGUUCCUCCACAGUUGAUAUCUCAUGUCUCGUGCUCAUAACAGACACUAAAUCGGUGUGGGCUGAAGUUCUGAAUAGCAACCAGUUUGCUCGCCGAUGGAGGGAUUGUAAUUCCUUACCGCUUCUCGCGACUUCAGAAGAGGAGGAAGAAGAAGAAUGGAGAGAAAACGCUCUCAAGACCCUGACUGCCGCUCACACCGUGGGUGGUAUGACUGACUUUUCUUUCGAAGUCGUCGAAUCCCGGUACUCUGAUUUUGCCUUCGCGCUGGAAUGCAAGUCAUUCAAAUGGCGAUGGGAGACUUGCUUCAUAGGUCACAAACUCGGUUCUGAAAUUAUAUCUCAGCACCUUGUGCUUCCAUUAAUCAGUGUGAACCACCUGGCAUUUACUUCCGCUGAUGCACUAGGCGAGAUCGUGGAGCCAGAGUUAGAGAAAGGAAUCGAUAAAGUUGGGCGAAGCGCAAGGCGUGCAAUCGGUACCCACAUUAAGAAUGCCAUCUCGAAGCCUCGGCUCGCGUCGACGCUUCGACGCAUGACGGCCAUGUACAAUUUUCUUCCCGAUCUUCCGUCCGUUAUUUCAACCGCCGAAAGUCCGAAUCUGGACCCUCCCCUCCCUCCUGUCUCUGGAACUUCCCGGAAUCAGUCGAAGGCUCGCGCACCUAGUCUCAAAGGAUCAUCCUCCCCACCAUCAGCCCCGAAGAAGGCGGAACGUCGAUCAUCACCCAGUCCACCCCCUCGGCCCCUCAAGUCACCAAAAACCGCUCCCAGGCCGAAGGAGACCUCGAGGUUAGACCGAUGGACGCCAUCUCCGGGAUCCCCUCAGCGCCCCAAGUCACCGAAAGUGGCUUCGCCUAAGGCAAGUACUCAACUAGGGGAGGCCGCUGAUUCGGCCACAGAGUCGGAUGAAGAAGAAGUGGUUCCUGUUACCUCAGGCAAGGGCAAAGCCUCGGAAACGGAAACAGAUCCCGUUGUAGAACCUGAUGGUUCGCCACCACCCACAAGAUCCAUAUCACCGGCCCCUGGACAAUCCAAACAAUCAAGUCAAGGAAGCCGUCCUCGAAAGUUGUCAUCUCAAUCAGAAUCCUCGCCACAACGACCUGCCAAAAAGAAGAAAGCUGUGGCGUCGCGCUCAAGCGAUGUCAGCGAGGAUGACACGAGCCGUCGCGCACCUGCGAAGAGUGGGGCGAGUACAGGAGUGAAGCGAGGGACUAGACAGCCCAUGAAGCGUGGUGGUAAAAGAUUUUGAUGCUGUCCUCGCCUACUAUAUAUCCAACCCUCAAGGUACGUUGAGGAUCUGGAGAAAUCAUGU